This is a messenger RNA of Seminavis robusta, 873 nucleotides long. Lineage: Eukaryota; Bacillariophyta; Bacillariophyceae; Naviculales; Naviculaceae. The record is from the annotation of a GenBank genome assembly.
AUGGAGAAAAUCAAAUCUGCACUUCCGAAGCUUGAGGCUCUCUACAAUUCGAGGGGCGACGGCUGCUACUACAAGCUUCAGCAGAGCAACGAAAGAGGGGCCUUCUUGGUAGCAACAAGGGAAAUUCAGACCGGGGAGGUGAUAUUGAUAGAGCGCCCUCUGGGGAAACAGCCGUCAGAGCCAACACCUGCCUUGCUCCAGCAGCGCGAAGUUGCUCCCCUAUUGGAAACAAUGCAGCGCUGCGCAAGAACCCAUGGGCAUUUGACGGGAACCAGUAGAUAUCCACCAGAGGUGCGACACGCCCUCGACAGGCUGACCGAAUUGCAAACCAAGGAAUUUGUCUUGAAAUCACCUGACCUUGGUGCCAUUUGGAAGCUGGCAGAUUCCCACCGUUGUGCUGAAAAAGGGGAUCGAGUUAUGAUUGACGGACUCAAGUCGGAUGCUGGCCAGAAAUUGAAUGGAUUGGAGGGGCAAGUGGUUGGGAUUGACGAAAAAGACAAACACCGCCUGGCAGUGGAAUUGUCCACUAAUAAUAGCAAAGGCACAAAAUCCAACAAAAAAUCUAUCAAAAGGGAGAAUCUCAAGACGUUGGGUGGGAUCUUGAGGACAAACGCAUUUGUUGACAACCAUGAAACUACAAUGCUGAUUUUCAAAGACCUUUCGAGGAUCAAUCACGCCUGUGGGGACGCUGCCAAUGUGAUCAAGAUUUGUGAUGAGAAGGAUAGAGCUUUUGUGUUGGCGCGAUGCGACAUUGCUUCUGGACAAGAACUGCUUAUUGAUUACAUUCCUGGUGAAAAGGAAGAAGACCGAUUGGAUUAUCUCCAAAUGAAGUACAACUUUAGGUGCCAAUGCAAAAUGCAUACAUACAUGUAG